ACAAUUAUAAUAUCGUACACCGUUUUAUGGAAUCAGGAUUAAAUUGUUUGAUGUAAUUGUGAUACAUUAUUAAGACGCAAGUGAUAGUGGUCCUUGGUGAUUUGUGAUUUGAGUUUAAGUGGCUUUAUUUGUGAGUGGCAGUUUUAUUGUAAAAACUAUUUGCAGAUUCGAACAUUUUUCCAACAUUGGCCCUAAAAUUCCUCCAAAAUGCAGCGCUCUAUCCAGAGCCCUGGGCCUCUGACCCCAUCCCACAUACCUUUGCCGAAAUAUUCCCUAAAUAGAAGCCUUACCUCUAAUCUCAACGGAAGCCAACAUGAAUACAUGAAUGGUGACAACAAUAAUACAGAAGCUUCCAGGUGGAAAUAUAAAUAUGAAGAAGCAGAAAAGGCUAGGAAGCUGUUGAUCACAAAAGCAGAAAGAUUUGCCAGAUCACUAGCAGACCUGGAGAGGAAACAUCAGCAAUUAUCAGACGAAUUCACAUUAACUAAACACGAGCUGAGGGAUAAGGAUGCCCAAUUGAACUCUUUAAGGACUGUUUCUGAAAAAGUUUACAAGGAAUACGAAACACUCAAGAAUCAAUAUGAUGUUGAGACCGGAGCAAUGCAUAAAGCUAUGCAACAUGCAGGAGAAUGGUAUAAACAGAAUCGUCAGUUGAAAAGACAAAGUGCAGUCCUAGUCCAGAAAUAUCUCCAAAUCAAACCAAAUGGAUCCCUAGAUAUAGACAUAGAUGGUUCUACAGAUACAACAGAUGGUCAUGACGAUUUGGAAGCUUUGAGGAAAACAGUGACUGAUAUGAGUUUAGAAAUAGCAACUUUACAACUGAACUAA
Ctenocephalides felis (cat flea) is the source of this 828-nucleotide messenger RNA. RefSeq lists its product as uncharacterized. The record is from RefSeq and is a predicted model, not a curated record. Lineage: Eukaryota; Metazoa; Arthropoda; Insecta; Siphonaptera; Pulicidae. The coding region runs from base 208 to 828 and encodes 206 amino acids. The transcript has 5 exons.